AUGGCUUCGGCCCAACCCAUCGCUUUCCAGUCUAGCGACCACGAAGAUGUCGCUAUGGGCUCAAGCUCCUUCGCCGGUCACAAUGGCUCUCUGACCUCUGCCUCGUACAGUCGACGCGCUCUGAUCGCUGGCUCGCCAGCCUCAUUCCGAGUGGGCUCUUUCACCAGCCACUACUUUGCCGGCAUGUCCCCUGGCCAAUUACUCGGGCCACUCGACCCAAACGAAUUUAAAUUUGGCAAGAUGUCUUCAUCGAUAGAGAGCGAUCGUGGGUCCAUCGUGAACGCGCUUAACAUGUUUGAACGCCAGGAGGAGCUGUGUCGCGACUAUACGUGCUGCGGCUUGCACCUCACGGAUUUGCAUGCCCUCGUCGACCACUUUGAGGAAAAUCAUGUCGUCGUUCUGGACCCUUACGCGCCCCAAGCGUCUCUCCAGAGCACACCACUCGCAGGACCAUCAGCCCAGCAAGUGUCUUACUUUCCUGAGCACAGUACUGUUCCCGUAGCGCCUACUUACCCCCAAGGUCCCUUUGAUCCUGACGACAUGGAACUUGACAUGGACCAUACGAGCGCUCCGUCAUCGGGGGCUUCUUCGCCUCCUGAUACGCCAGUCUCGACGCCUCUCUCGUCCUAUCCUUCUGCCUUUGUAUAUCCUGGCUCACACCCUUCAUCAACGUGUCCGUCGCCUCGCUCUACACCCAUCUCUGCGUUCGACACUACCGCUGUCCUUCCAUCACGAUCAGGACAUUCCCCGCUCUCAGUUGGUUUUCCCCCUGCUUCCCGUUCGACUAUGGGCGGCCGCGCGGAAGAGGCGUUUAACGCGUAUGCGGGUUAUUCCGAUUACUCAUCGCUACUUCCCGGUACAGUUCCGUCGCCCACGUCUACUACGAGUCCAGAUGGUUCGGCCGUUACCGAUCCGAAUGGUCAGUAUACGGCAAGGUCUAGCUGCGUGACUCCUGCGCUAUUGCUCAAUAGUAGCGCGAGCAACACGCCAGAAGGCACGCCUGCGUCGUCCCGUGUCGCUUCACCCGUUCCUGUUUCUUCCCUACGCGCCGUCGCCGCUGCCCCUGCAUCAACGUCUGUCUCCCCCGCAACCGCCGCUGGCCAGACCGCUCGGGCUAGUACGACAUUGUCUCGCCCAGCAUCUUCAUUACUCUUGUCGAAGCCUUUCCGGUGUCCGAAGCCUAAUUGCAACAAAUCAUACAAGCAGGCCAAUGGUCUCAAGUACCAUAUUCAGCAUGGCUCUUGCAAUUUUGCGCCACCAAAGGACCUUGAGCAAAUCCAGGCGCUGUUGGAGUCAAAGCGGAGUCAGAAGGACAACAAUGAGCCUAUGAGCGAGUCAGAGCUCCGCGAAGUCGAGCGGGAAGCGGAGCGGAGAUUAAGACCUUAUGCAUGCGGUGUCGGUGACUGUCAGAGGCGCUACAAGAACAUGAAUGGACUGCGGUACCAUUAUCAGCACUCGGGAGACCAUGGCGCCAUUGGACUGGCGCUACUUGCGAGUGGGCAGCACGAAUGCCUCCAGAACUCCAAGUCUCACUCUAGACAUUCCACUCCUUCGACCGCCGUCAAUUCUGCCGUAUCGACUACGACGUCUUCCCCUCUUGCUUCCCCACCUGUAUCGCGACCCCAAACAUCGACGAGCAAUUACGCCGCGUCCGCACUCCCACCGUCGUAUCAGUCUGUGGCUAUGGUCCCUCCCCCGUAUCGUGUACACCCCGACCAGCAGCAGUACAGCACCAUGAACGGCGUGACAUCUUUGCAGAUGUCGUAUAUGGCAUCCAUGACAUGA
Messenger RNA from Fibroporia radiculosa, 1785 nucleotides. RefSeq lists its product as uncharacterized. The transcript is spliced from 4 exons. The record is from RefSeq and is a predicted model, not a curated record. Bases 1 to 1785 code for a protein of 594 amino acids. NCBI's taxonomy places the organism in Eukaryota, Fungi, Basidiomycota, Agaricomycetes, Polyporales, Fibroporiaceae. Gene Ontology annotation, cellular component: nucleus.